UUCCAGCUUCCCGUGCAACAUGACCAAGAAGAGGAGGAAUAACGGUCGCGCUAAGAAGGGCCGUGGGCAUGUGCAGCCCAUCCGCUGCACCAACUGUGCCCGUUGUGUCCCCAAGGACAAAGCCAUCAAGAAGUUUGUCAUCAGGAACAUAGUGGAGGCGGCGGCCGUGAGAGACAUCACAGAGGCCAGUGUCUUUGACCCUUAUGUUCUGCCCAAGCUCUAUGUGAAGCUGCACUACUGUGUCAGCUGUGCUAUCCACAGUAAGGUGGUGAGGAACCGCUCCUGUGAGGCCAGGAAAGACCGCACCCCACCGCCAAGAUUCAGGCCCGCUGCUGGUGCACCAAGAGCUCCUCCAAAACCCAUGUAAAGCAGAAUCUGAAGAUGCUGUACACUUGAAGAAUAAACUAAAAAUUCUUUACAAAAA
Molecule: messenger RNA, 424 nt
Organism: Micropterus dolomieu (smallmouth bass)
Lineage: Eukaryota; Metazoa; Chordata; Actinopteri; Centrarchiformes; Centrarchidae
Product: 40S ribosomal protein S26
Exons: 4
Coding region: 20-367 (115 amino acids)
Biological process (GO): translation
Cellular component (GO): ribosome; cytosolic small ribosomal subunit
Molecular function (GO): mRNA binding; structural constituent of ribosome
Source: RefSeq, a predicted model, not a curated record